CUGCACCGGUUCUUCUCUCCUAUAUCCCAUCUAACCCUCCCCACCGACAACAAAAAAUCACUCUUGAUAACUAAAAUAACUGAAAAUGCUUACAUUUUCUUGGGAAUACACUACGCUGAAUCGCCGGCAGGUAGUAAUCGAUGGAAAUUGCCAAUCCCAAAGACACCAUGGAACGGCAUCCUGAAUGCGGUUUCCGAUAAAAAAUCGUGUAUAUGGAAGUCUACCCCUCAGACAGAUCCUUUUAUUGUUGAAAUGACAGAAGAUUGCCUAUACCUAGAUGUAUUUACAAGUAAGUAUUGCCUGAAAACAAAAAACUGUUCAGUAAUCUUCUUCGUACACGGCGGAAAUUUUAUUUAUAGUUCACCACACGCAGUCAACAAAGACUUUAUCGACAAUUACUUGACAAAAGAUCGUUCUGUAAUCACGGUUAUUCCUGCAUAUCGACUUGGUUUAUUUGGUUACUUCAACUUGACCACUUUCAAGGUUUCAGACUUGAUAGCUGCUCUUCGCUGGGUGCAGGAAGAUAUCAAAAGUUUUGGAGGUGACGCAAAUCAUGUAACUCUUAUGGGACAUAGCAGUGGAGCAACUGAUGCUAAUCUGGUGCAGUUAAAAAAAUUCUUCUUGUUAAGGAAGAAAAGACAUAAAAUUAACAUUUUUACUGGUACAACCAAACAUGAAACCAGAAGUACGGCAUACACAAUUAACACAGACGGUUCAGUAAACAAAGUACUUCUGCAGAAAGAAUGUUUGGAGAUGAUGGAGGCAUUUGGCAUUAGAAAACCAGAAAAAGCGCUUGAUGAAUGUACCAGUUAUUACUCUAAUGGUUAUUCCAUGCUUUUUUACUUUUCUUUAAUGUAUGUAUUUUGUUCAAGCCACAUAAUUAGUAAUUUAAAUGACCAACGUCUGCAUUCAGAAGGAGGUCGAGCUUUUAUUCAUGAAUAUCAAUACGAAUUUGCUGGCAAAGCAUUUGAUUAUCCAAGACAAAAAUUUGAUGAUCCGCAUCCAAUGCACGUUGAACAUUUGUUGUACAUUUUGGGACAUUACAGUGGCAACUUUACAAAAACAGACGAAAUUAUAAGAAAAAAAUUUUCCCAACUGAUCGUUAACUUUGUCAACAACGGCGAUCCGUCACCAAGAUCUGACCACAUUUUCCAACCUUACAACAAACAACGUGGCAAUUAUAUAGCAGUCGAUAUGCAUGAGAAUAAUGAUGUGACAGUGGUAAAGUACAAUUAUCAUAAAGACAAAAAAGCUUUUCUUCUUCUUCAAACGUUUCCACUGCAUAACUUUUUUAGGCUUGGAGAGGGAAUCGUUGACACUCUGCAUAAAGAAGAGGCGUUUAACUCAAGUGGUAAGAAACUUGUUAAGCGAUGUAAACUUUUAAGAUUUUUAAAACUUUCCUUCUUCAUAAAUUAUUACAAAUCUUUUUGUUACAACAAAUGCCGUUUGUUUGCUGUUCAAUUAAUCAGCGCAACACUUUUUUACAGCGAAAGACAGUACUCACUGAUAAUGUCGAAAUUUUUUAAGACACAGGUCCGUUUUUUAAAUUUAUCAGUAGUAGAAGAUCUGUAA
This is a messenger RNA of Enterobius vermicularis (human pinworm), 1572 nucleotides long. The record is from the annotation of a GenBank genome assembly. Lineage: Eukaryota; Metazoa; Nematoda; Chromadorea; Rhabditida; Oxyuridae.